AUGCAGUUUGUUGGUAAUUUUCCUAAGGGUGAUUUUCCAAAAAAUGGCUUUAUGAAAAUUCUGUACACAGACCAAAAAGGAGACAACACAUUGGCCGCAACGUUCUUCAAACCAAAUAGCGCCAGACGAAUGUUUCCAUGUUGGGACGAACCAGGGUUAAAAGCUACCUUCAGCAUCUCCGUCAUGCAUCGUCAGGAAUAUAAAGUAAUGUCGAAUAUGCUGGUGCAAAAGCAGUACAACGUAGGAAAUGGCAUGAUGUGGACACACUUCCAUCACACUCCUACAAUGUCCACUUAUCUCGUGGGAAUUGUGAUUGUACCUAAUUUCUUUCGCGUUGGAAACGCAGUCAGCGUGUGGUGCAAAUGGUCUUUGCAACCGCAAGCAAGAUUCGUGCGUACUAUUGCCGAAAAGGUCAUGCCGCUGCUGGAAUGGUAUACCGACAGAUUCAAAGGAACAACAAAAAUAGAUCACGUUAUGGUACCAAAUUAUCCCGUCAACGGCAUGGAAACUUGGGGACUCAUCAUUUACGACGAAUCAAAAGUUGUCUACGAUGAAAGCACAGAUCCCACAUUUCGGAGAAGAGAAGUAGCGUCGUUAGUAGCAAAUAAACUCGUACAUCAAUGGUUCAGCAAUUACGUCACCCCAUCUUGGUGGUCCCACGUGUGGAUAAGCGAAGGAUUUGCUGCGUUCUUCGAGGCGUAUUUCCUCAACAAGAUAUUUGAAGACUGGCGGACAAUGGAUUUUCUCGUGACUGAACGCAUGCACGAUUCUCUCUAUUUAGAUACUGGCUCUUUGGAUUCUAUUACAUUGAAACUUCACAAUACUUUGGAGUACAAUGAACUCUUCGGUAACGAAGUUUUUAACAAAGCUCCAGCAAUAUUGCGCAUGUUAUAUCAUGCAGUAGGCGAAAAGGUAUUUCGAAAGGGUAUCAUCACAUAUUUAGGCAAAAAUUCAUUUGGGUCGGUCACUUCUGAUGAUUUGUGGAACGCCAUGCAAAGUGCUCUACAGAUGGCCCCUUAUAUCCCUUAUAUGCAUGAACAACAAGAUUUUAAAAUAAAAGAUGUGAUGGACACGUGGAUAAACCAAAAUCGUUAUCCUGUGCUAAAUGUGACGAUAAAUUACGAAACUGGCGAAGUAGCAGUAACACAAAAAUGUUUCCGCGCAACUAAACGUAUCAAUAAUAAUGAAUGGUGGAUACCCAUGACCUACACCGACCAGAGCAAUUUGGAUUUCUCCCGUACUAUGCCCAAUAAUUGGUUAGGACCAAAUCAAACUAGUAGAGUGGAAAUUAAUACAAGAGAUUGGAUUAUUGUUAAUGUACAACAAACUGCAUACUGUCGUGUCUAUUACGAUACUACAAAUAUGGAAAGAAUCAUACGUUACUUGAAUUCUGAAGAAUACACGAAAAUACAUGUUCUCAAUCGUGCUCAAAUUGUCGAUGAUGCAUUUGCCUUUUUGCUGGAAGACCAAUUAGAUAGUUCCUCAUACAUAUCAGAAAUUUUCGAUGGGCUUCUUCAGAAGAUAGGAUACGAAGAAAAUCCUAAUGAUGACGAUAUCACAAAGAUGCUAAGGCUAGAUGCCACGAAAUGGGCAUGUACCGUCGGUCACGCGGAAUGCAAGAGAAGGGCUGCCGUUAAAUUGAGCGAACAUCUCACAAAUCCUGAUACCCACAAAGUUCCACAAUGGUGGCAAGAUUGGACGUAUUGCUUUGGUUUGACGGUAGCUAAUAGGACUACUUGGGAGAAAAUGAUAGAACUAUAUCAGCGAAUAUCUGAUAAGAAACUUUGGAAAACAUUGAAUUGCGCUGAAAAUCCUAAUAUCAUUAUCAACUAUUUGAAUAUUAUAGCAUCGAAUACUACAUUAUUUAACCAUAUAGAUCAUGCAUUUAUCUUCAAUUUAAUUCUUCAAAACCAUGCACGCAACGAUUUGGUCCUUGACUACAUAUUAGAAAAUUUUGAUAAUAUAAAACCCAGAUCACUUCCUACCUACCUAACAAUACAAAAUAUUAUUUGGAGUGUUUUUUCUAACCAACAAAUAUCCAAGGUAAAAAAAUUCGCAGAAACUUAUUUUCAUCAAGAUUCAGACACAUUGUUAACCAUUAUAAACACGAUAAAAAGGCAUAAAAAGAAUCUUAAACAGUCCGUGGAUACUUUUACAAAGCAUUUUGGGAAACAUUAA
Molecule: messenger RNA, 2178 nt
Organism: Temnothorax curvispinosus
Lineage: Eukaryota; Metazoa; Arthropoda; Insecta; Hymenoptera; Formicidae
Product: glutamyl aminopeptidase-like
Exons: 11
Coding region: 1-2178 (725 amino acids)
Biological process (GO): peptide catabolic process; proteolysis
Cellular component (GO): cytoplasm
Molecular function (GO): peptide binding; metalloaminopeptidase activity; zinc ion binding
Source: RefSeq, a predicted model, not a curated record